AUGGCCUCCGAGGACUCGUUGGACUUUAGCCCACCUUAUCGGCCCUUGCCGAACAGUACCGCGGCCUUUUGGCUAAGGUAUCAGCCGGCUGAACAAGAGUCGUUUGACGACGUCGUCGCACUGUUGCAUCGUGUUAUGCCCAAGGGGAAGGGGCUUUACGUCGCACAACGACAACUGGAUGGUCAGCGCGUGGUAGAGGUGCUCUUCUGCUCGCAGGCCCGGUAUCGCGUCACUAGCAUGUGCUCAAGAGACAAGUGGGCUCGCAAGGGAGCCCAGGGACAAGUCGUGGGCAUCACUUGGCCUUCCCUCCGACAGACCCGGGAGGUCUUCAUUGCCGACUGUUUGGAUCAGCUACGACGGAUCCCCAAGGAACAUAGUCUAGGUUCUCUCAAAGAGUUUCUGUUUGGACUGGACGCCUCGCUGGACCGAGAAAGCGAGCGUAUGGCUCGGCUACGGAAGUCGCCAACCACACGCGUCUACAGGCAUUCUCCAGGCGUUUACAAGUACCCCUUCACCGUUUACAAGGGACAGCCUCGAAGAUCACCUCCGGAGGACUCCUUCACGACUAUGAAAGCAAUCCCCCCGUAG
This is a messenger RNA of Hirsutella rhossiliensis, 588 nucleotides long. RefSeq lists its product as uncharacterized. The transcript has 3 exons. The coding region runs from base 1 to 588 and encodes 195 amino acids. The record is from RefSeq and is a predicted model, not a curated record. Lineage: Eukaryota; Fungi; Ascomycota; Sordariomycetes; Hypocreales; Ophiocordycipitaceae.